GCCGAAUGGAACAUUUCCGCUCGCGAGUCACUCACAAUACACGUGCGAGGAAUUUCUCCACGCCUUAUAUCAUCAGAACAUGAACUUGAAAUCCCGACCGUGGGCCACCAGAGCGGUCCUGCUGUGAGUGCCCGCGAGUUGACCCGUAACUCCCAGGCAGACCAGGCAGCCAUGAAGUCCCUCCACCGCAAUGGCGUGCUCCGGCUCGCCGUCGUUUUGCUCCCUCUUGCUCCAAGUUUGGUGUCGACCCAGGACGAGUCCGACUGUCAGCCGUACCGAUGGGAUUUUGGCGGGCUCAAGAUGCGCGAAGAUCCCGCCGACCCGUUGCCCACUCAGGGAACGCCCAUCCCAGUCGCCUUGGGCGAGGUCAACUGCCGGUACUGGACGACCACGCCCGCCGAGGUCAACUACUACACUUGUUCGCAGAUGGCGCAGCGCUACAGCAUCUCCAACGACGUGCUCUUCAACCUGAAUCCGGGCCUCGCGCGCGACUGCAGCAACGUGCAGCCGAAAACGGACUACUGCGUCCGGGGUUGUAAGUCAUUCCUCCACCAAGAGACAAGACUGAGAGGCUGGAGCUGACCUGGUCAAAGUUAUCGAGCCGGUCAGGGCCCUCAACGGCAAGUGCGGCCCUCCCAACAACAAUGCCACCUGCUUGGGCACCGACAAGCAGUGCUGCAACUCGCAGACCUGGACCUGCGGCAACUCGACGGCCGACUGCGCUCCGGGUACGUGCUACGAAGGUGCCUG
This is a messenger RNA of Parathielavia appendiculata, 750 nucleotides long. RefSeq names its product carbohydrate-binding module family 50 protein. The record is from RefSeq and is a predicted model, not a curated record. The transcript has a single exon. Lineage: Eukaryota; Fungi; Ascomycota; Sordariomycetes; Sordariales; Chaetomiaceae. The coding region runs from base 172 to 582 and encodes 136 amino acids.